AUGUCGGACAUGGAUUAUAACAGAAGAAACAAGAACCCGAGACCACUCACAGAGUCGGAAAAGGCGCGCCUGGAGGAGUUCAUUGACUCGAUCCACUACUCAGCAAGGUACUCCGACAACGAAUUCGAAUAUCGACAUGUCCAGCUUCCAAAGAACAUGCUAAAGGCCAUUCCCAAGGAGUACCAUGAUUCCUCGAAAGGCACAUUGAAACUAUUGUGGGAGGAGGAGUGGAGGGCUUUAGGUAUUACACAGAGUCUUGGAUGGGAACAUUACGAAGUUCACGAGCCCGAGCCGCAUAUACUUCUAUUCAAGAGACCAAUCAACUAUGUUCCCCCAGGUCAAUAA
Messenger RNA from Cadophora gregata, 345 nucleotides. It is a transcript of the gene CKS1, whose product is annotated as Cyclin-dependent kinases regulatory subunit (Cell division control protein cks1). Gene Ontology annotation, cellular component: cyclin-dependent protein kinase holoenzyme complex; SCF ubiquitin ligase complex. The transcript is spliced from 4 exons. The record is from RefSeq and is a predicted model, not a curated record. Bases 1 to 345 code for a protein of 114 amino acids. Gene Ontology annotation, molecular function: histone binding; ubiquitin binding; protein kinase binding. NCBI's taxonomy places the organism in Eukaryota, Fungi, Ascomycota, Leotiomycetes, Helotiales, Ploettnerulaceae. Gene Ontology annotation, biological process: regulation of mitotic cell cycle.